Messenger RNA from Manis javanica (Malayan pangolin), 2294 nucleotides. NCBI's taxonomy places the organism in Eukaryota, Metazoa, Chordata, Mammalia, Pholidota, Manidae. The record is from RefSeq and is a predicted model, not a curated record.
UGUACAUCAUAAGAGACUCUGAGGGGCUCGGAUUAACGGGAUGACUCCAUCAGUAGCCCUGUGAACGAAGCAGUCCCAGAUGAAUUUGUGAUUCACGGUCUAGACAAGGCGGUCUGAGCUGCCAAGUUGAAGCUGGGCAAACCGAAGCAAAAAAAAGCCGUGUUGGAUCUUUGCCAGGCCUGGUGCUGAAGGAUAGCUGGAGAGCCCAAAUACAUUUUGGGCAGAUGCUGCCAGGCUGGCUACCAUAUCAUUAGUGGGCAUUGCUUUCCUUUUUUGUGAAAGAGGUUGAUUAUGGGUAAAGGACGUCAGGUCGCUUGCCUGAGUGUACUGUGGUCCUUAGUACUUGUGCGGGCGGCCAUAUUUCUUGGGGACAAAUCGAAGCGGUGUAGGCUUGUUUCUGAGCAAGCCAAAGCCUUUCACCAUAUUUCUUAUGGGUAUCCUGCUGUCACCAUUGCCCAACUGCGAUACAGCGAAGCACCUGUGGCCGCCAUCUUGGUCUCGGGUGGCCCCGAUUUGGGAGGUGGAAUAGGAGGAGAGAAGGCCAACCAUGCGGAAGUGACGCGCUGCGCCGCCAUGUCUUUUGAGGGCGGUGACGGCGCCGAGCCGGCCAUGCUGGCUACGGGCACGGCGCGGAUGGCGUCAGGGCACCCCGAGGAGCUGUGGGAGGCUGUGGUGGGGGCUGCCGAGCGCUUCCGGGCCCGGACGGGCACGGAGCUGGUGCUGCUGACCGCCGCGCCCCCACCACCACCCCGCCCGGGCCCUUGCGCCUAUGCAGCCCACGGCCGUGGAGCCCUGGCCGAGGCUGCCCGCCGCUGCCUCCAUGACAUCGCCCUGGCCCACAGGGCUGUGGCUGCCACCCGGCCCCCUGUGCCCCCACCAGCACCACAGCCGCCCAGCCCUGCACGGAGCCCACCCCAGCCUACCCUGGCCAGGGAGGAAGAUGAGGAAGAUGAGGAGCCAACAGAGACAGAGACUUCUGGAGAGCAGCUGGGCGCCAGUGAUAACGGAGGGCUCUUUGUGAUGGACGAGGAUGCCACACUCCAGGACCUGCCCCCUUUCUGCGAGUCAGACCCUGAGAGCACAGACGAUGGCAGCCUGAGUGAGGAGACCCCCGCCGGCCCCCCAGCCUACUCACUGCCUCCGGCCUCGGCCUUGCCCACGCAGCAGUACGCCAAGUCCCUACCUGUGUCUGUGCCUGUCUGGGCCUUCAAGGAGAAGAGGACAGAAGCACGGUCAUCAGACGAGGAGAACGGGCCGCCCUCCUCCCCAGACCUGGACCGCAUCGAGGCGAGCAUGCGCGCGCUGGUACUGCGGGAGGCCGAGGACACCCAGGUCUUCGGGGACCUGCCGCGGCCAAGGCUCAACACCAGCGACUUCCAGAAGCUGAAGCGGAAAUACUGAGGUCCUGGGAGGGAGCUUCCAGGCCCCGCGUCCGCCCUGCCGCACACUACACCCCAGCCCCGCCCCGGAGCCUGCCAAUCCGAGUCAGAUCCGGGACUGGCCUUCCCGGGACUGACCGGUCCCCGCCAUACGCUGCACCCUUUCAGCCCUCCCCUCCCUAUCCAGUUUCCUGAAUGGGUCUGUCGCCACCUUCUCAACCCAGCAACAGAUUCUAUUAAGGGAUUGGCCCGAUGGGCGACGUGGGUAGUUCUAAGCCCUAAAUGGGUCAACUCCGUCGUUUUCUGCUUAGUGACAAGGGCUCUGCUCGCGGGCAUUGGCCCCAUCCCUGGAAGACGGCCAAGCCCGAGGAUUGGGCAUUGGCACACUCCUUCCCCCCAGCGAAGUGGCAGCUCCUUCGUUUGAUUGGGUCGACCCCCGAAGGGCUUGACCAAUCCGCUGAGAGUCACUAUCCGCCCUUCCUGGGCUCUCCCAUCUGAUUGGCUUCAGCCUUGGGGCGUGGCUGAACCCUCCGCCCAGGAUCGGCCUGCGGCCUUAAUUUACGUUCUUUUACACUACUGGGGCUGGGGUCGUUUUUGACCGAGUCCUGACAAUUUGUCCUUCUGACCCCCUCCUCAGGGAUGGUUCAGACCUGUCCCUGCGUCUGAUGCCCUCUCAUUGGUUCCAUCCUACAACAGCCUGCCAAUCGAAGCCCGUCCUUGCGUCCUGGACGGCACCAGCCUCCCACCCCUCUCCCCCCACCCCAACAGGUGCCUUAAAGGAUCUUUGUCCACCCAAAGUUGUGGGGGGAUAGAGGCCCUCGCUCUCCGGCCCUGGUGUGGGGGAGAGACUGGGGGAUGGGGAUCGGGAGUUGGGAGGGCUAUCUGAGAUUAAAGAGUUUUACCUCUGACAAAUAA